Molecule: messenger RNA, 3495 nt
Organism: Doryrhamphus excisus (bluestripe pipefish)
Lineage: Eukaryota; Metazoa; Chordata; Actinopteri; Syngnathiformes; Syngnathidae
Gene: chrna6
Product: cholinergic receptor, nicotinic, alpha 6
Biological process (GO): monoatomic ion transmembrane transport
Cellular component (GO): postsynaptic membrane
Molecular function (GO): acetylcholine-gated monoatomic cation-selective channel activity; transmembrane signaling receptor activity
Source: RefSeq, a predicted model, not a curated record
GCGAGCUGGAACAUCCAUCCUGCUUCUCCGCGUGAGACACCGAUCAAGUGCACUUUGUGUGUGACACGGAAUGAAAGUGGUUUACUUUCCGCAAGAAGGAAUCGAAGCGCGCCUGUAAAAAUAACACAAACGCGCUGAGAAGAUGCAACCACUUUCAAGAUGGACUUUGCUGCUUUUUCUCGGAGGUUCGCUGCCACAAGGAAGCUUUGCAUCAAAAGCAGAGGACCACCUCUUCAGGAAGCUUUUCAGGAGGUACAACCAGUUUAUCAGGCCGGUGGAGAACGUCUCAGACCCUGUCACGGUGGAGUUUGAAGUCUCCAUCUCACAGCUGGUCAAAGUUGAUGAAGUCAAUCAGAUCAUGGAAACUAAUUUGUGGCUUCGGCAUAUCUGGAAUGACUACAAGCUGCGAUGGAUGCCGGCCGAGUUUGAUGGAAUUGAGUUCAUUCGAGUUCCAUCCAACAAGAUCUGGAGACCCGACAUUGUCCUCUACAACAAUGCCGUCGGGGACUUCCUGGUGGAAGAUAAAACCAAAGCUCUGCUGAAGUUUGAUGGUACGAUUACCUGGAUUCCUCCCGCCAUUUUCAAAUCCUCCUGCCCCAUGGACAUCACCUACUUCCCCUUCGACUAUCAGAAUUGCUCCAUGAAGUUCGGAUCUUGGACCUACGACAAAGCCAAGAUUGACCUGGUACUGAUUGGGUCGAAGGUCAACCUGAAGGACUUCUGGGAGAGUGGCGAGUGGGAGAUCAUUGACGCACCGGGCUACAAGCAUGACAUCAAGUACAACUGUUGCGAGGAGAUCUACCCAGACAUUACAUACUCCUUCUACAUCCGUCGCCUGCCACUCUUCUACACCAUCAACCUCAUCAUCCCCUGCCUCCUCAUCUCUUUCCUCACAGUGCUGGUUUUCUAUCUCCCUUCCGACUGUGGAGAGAAGGUCACGCUCUGUAUCUCCGUCCUGCUCUCCCUCACUGUCUUUCUACUGGUUAUCACCGAGACCAUUCCCUCCACGUCUCUGGUCAUCCCGCUAAUCGGAGAGUAUCUGCUCUUCACCAUGAUCUUCGUGACACUCAGCAUUGUCAUCACCGUCUUUGUGUUGAACGUGCAUUAUCGCACACCCAUGACGCACACCAUGCCAGGCUGGGUGCGCUCCGUCUUUCUCAAAGUGUUGCCAAGGAUUAUGUUGAUGCGGAGACCGACUGAUGAAGACACCAAGGCUGGAGGCUCGGAAAGCAGUGGGGAGGCAGGAGGAGCUGGAGGGGGAGGAGGAGGCGGAGGAGGCAAGAAGAGGAAGAAUAAUUUGAUGCAGCAGUUUGGAGGAGGUUCCCUCAACUGUUUGGAGUUUGGGGACAGUAAGUUUUCCGUGGAGGAAUGCACAGAGACACAGUGCUCCUGCCCCUGCCAGCAUGGGAAGGAAAGUCCCAAAUCGACAAAAGCUGGAACGUUACCAUGUCGGUUGAGUCCGCAGAGCAUGACCUCAGUGGUCACCUUCUCCAUGGUGUCACCGGAGAUCAAGCAUGCCAUCGAGAGUGUCAAGUAUAUUGCUGAAAACAUGAGGAGCCGGAACAAAGCCAAGGAGGUGGAGGAUGACUGGAAGUAUGUUGCCAUGGUGAUUGACAGAAUCUUCCUUUGGGUGUUUGUGACCGUGUGCGUCCUGGGAACCGUGGGCCUCUUCCUCCAACCUCUCUUUGGCUUUCUCUCAUAGCGACAACUCUGGUUUGACCAUCCUGGCGCAGUGAAGACGGACGCUUUGAUGCGCUGCUCUUCAUUUUUGUCAUGCCUUCAUUUCACGCUUAUUAUGGAUGUGUAUUAUUUUACCCAAAUAGCACGACAUAAUAAGGGAUUGGUUUUAAAGGGUUUGGAAAAAAGUUUAGAAAAAAAAUAAGAUGAUAAAUGAUGAACUUUGUUUGCUUAAAAAUGUCAUUUUCUGGUCACUGUUAGUUUUAGCAAAAGGAAACCUUAUUGAAUAAUGUAGGAAACACACAGUGAAACCUCGGUUCAUGUAGGCGUACGCUUUCCAGUUGGCCUCGGCGGGCGUCUUGUCACGUUAUUAAUACACUGCCUGAGUAGCUGUGUUGUUAAUAGAUUUUUUUUUAUCACAAAACAUCUUUCUUAGCAGCCUAUUAGCUGAAAAAAACCACAAAUUGGAUGUUUUUUCAUAGUUUUACAACAUGAUGUAGCAGCGCGAUGAACACGGACACCACCUUAGUGUUUUGCUAUGAGUUAUUAUAAUUCAUUAGUGUUUCUCACAUUCUUUAUCAAAAUGCUAGCACUUUUUUGGCUCCAUUUUGGGUUAUUUUUUAGCCCUGACCAAAAGAAGAGCAGAGACUUGAGGUGAGAAACACUAUCGAAUUCAAGAAAUAACUCAUGGCAAAACAUGGAGGUGGUGUCCCUGUUGAUCUUGCUGUCUCAUCGUGUCUUUGACAACAAUCACGUCUUCAGUGAGAGUAAAGUAACCUUGAAUGUUCACGGAUUCAUUGGAUUUACAUGUGUUGGUAUGGGAAAAAUUGAUUGGGUUAGAGUAUAUUUUGGUUAGAGUCGGACAUCCUUCGUAUUACUCACAGCUAACUUCAACUAUGUCCAAUACGGUUUCAAGCUUGCUGUAAUUUUGUGUCUUUGGGCUCAUGGCACCGGCACAUUUCUGUGUUUGCAUGAUUGAAAACAUAUAUUGUAUAUCUGGCUGGAAUUCAGAUACACUUCCACUUCCUGUAAAGUCUUUUGAAUUUUGUGGCUUUUCAGAAACAUAUUAAUGACGUUGUCAUGUUGUUUUGUGGUUAAAUACAGACCAUUAUUGUCAAAAACAUGCAUAUUUAAGCUAAUACUAUGUCGUGUUUUGCUUAAAUGAAGCAUUUUCAAGCAUACUAAAAUACAAAUUCACAAGAUGCAUUCAAAAAUGUUGAUGAUACAUUGAUCACUAGGUGUCAGUGAUGGUGCUGAAAUGUUCGGCACCAGACUUAAUUAUCGGAACAUUGCAUGUUUGAUUUGUCUCAGAGGAAGAAAAAAUAACCCCUGAUAAAAAUAGGCUACUAAUCUGAAAGGCCGGCAUCACUUCCUGCCCGCCACUCACUCUGCUUUCCUAAGGAACACAUUUAUAUGUACUUGUCUUAUGUCUUAAAUGGCUUUUUUGCUCGUAUUACGUUUACUAUAUAGGUAUUAUGAAUGUAAAGGUGACCAUAGGGGUGUUAUUUCAUGUCUAGAGGGCUCUAAUAGACAGGUUUUCUACGCUCUAACUCUUAGAAAAUAUUAUAUUUCUGAAUAAGGACUCAUACUGUGCAGAAAUUCAAUUAUCACCGUCGGCUAUGGAUCUAAUUCCCUCACUCAUUCAUUAUGUCCUGUUUAUCCUCACAAGGGUUGCGGGGGUGCUGGAGCCUAUCCCAGCUGUCUUGGGGCGAGAGGCGGGGUCCACCCUGGACUGUUGGCCAGCCAAUCCCAGGGCACAUAUAGACAAACAACCAUUCCCACCCACAUUCAUACCUAUGGACAAUUUGGAAUGGCCAA